AUGCGGUGCGGUCGGCAACGCUCCGAGACAGAAAAGGCCGUUGCAACGACUUGCCGUCGGCACAAAUUGAGCCAGUCGAAGUCGCAAGCCGAUUUCUGUCGACAAGAACGUGGCUUGCCCCACCCUGAUGCACAUGUCAGAUCUGAGCUCGCACAACGUGAAAGUCAUCCCAAGCCCGCGUCGAUCCAUGCGUACUUCAAUCAGUCGGAUCGAAUAGCGGAGGACAGCUUGGCCUCGGCGUCUUAUCGCUCUUCAAACCCUGUACAGGUAAGGCGCCCGCUGACGAUCAAACAACAUUCGAGUGUCGUGGAAGUGCUUCGAUGCACAGACAGAGCACAAUUCUUGCGAGAGUACAAGCUGGUCGUAGUGGGCGGUGGUGGUGUCGGCAAAUCGGCGUUGACGAUCCAGUUCAUCCAGAGCCACUUUGUUGACGAGUACGACCCGACGAUCGAAGAUUCAUACCGCAAGCAAUGCGUCAUUGACGAAGAGGUCGCGUUGCUCGACGUGUUGGAUACGGCAGGACAGGAGGAGUACAGCGCGAUGAGGGAACAAUACAUGCGAACAGGCGAAGGGUUCUUGCUAGUGUACAGCAUCACAUCUCGCAACUCGUUUGACGAGAUUUCGACAUUCCACCAGCAGAUCUUGCGAGUCAAGGACAAGGACUCGUUCCCCGUAAUUGUCGUCGCCAACAAGUGCGAUCUGGAGUACGAGAGGCAGGUGGGAAGUCACGAGGGACGCGAAUUGGCCAAGCACUUUGGAUGCCGAUUCAUCGAGACAUCAGCCAAGCAACGGAUCAAUGUGGACGAGGCGUUCAGCAACUUGGUACGCGAGAUUCGAAGCAUUAGAUUCUUGUUCUCAAACCUUAUUACAAAGCGCAGCGAGCUGCUACAGGGUGUGACAAAUCUUGUGUGCUUGUUCAUUGAGCAAGUGGACGAAGGGCUGGGCUUGGACGACGCUGUCGCAAGCAGCACACGAUACGCCUUAUGGUCAUCCUUCUUGCCUCUUCUCUCAAAGCUGACCAUGCCGCUGCGGCUUUCGAUGGCAUCCUUUUCAUUCGGGGGAGCUAUCUUGCGCGUGCUGGGAUCUCGUGAAACCAUUCGAGGCCGUCAGAGCUCUGUGUGUCAUACCGGGCUUAUUGCGGGUGCGUUCCGAUGA
Molecule: messenger RNA, 1155 nt
Organism: Pseudozyma hubeiensis SY62
Lineage: Eukaryota; Fungi; Basidiomycota; Ustilaginomycetes; Ustilaginales; Ustilaginaceae
Exons: 6
Coding region: 1-1155 (384 amino acids)
Biological process (GO): signal transduction
Cellular component (GO): plasma membrane
Molecular function (GO): GTPase activity; GDP binding; GTP binding
Source: RefSeq, a predicted model, not a curated record